This is a messenger RNA of Spirodela intermedia, 3715 nucleotides long. Lineage: Eukaryota; Viridiplantae; Streptophyta; Magnoliopsida; Alismatales; Araceae. The record is from the annotation of a GenBank genome assembly.
AUGGCUGCCUCUUCCCCCCAUAAGCUCCUCAGCAUUGGCACCAAAAUCGUAGCCGUCGGAAGGAACUACGCGGCGCACGCCAAGGAGCUCGGCAAUGCGGUGCCGAAGGUUAUCCAUCUUCCCCGAUAUGGAUUAAUGUUGAGAUUCUCUGCAGAUGGGACUGUGCUAUGAUAAUUACGGCGGUGAUCAUGCUCAGUUCUUCAAUAGAAUCCCUUUUCUGUGCCAGGAGCCCGUGUUGUUCAUGAAGCCUACCUCGUCGUACCUACAGAAUGGGGGUACGAUCGAGGUUCCAAAUCCCUUGCAGUCGCUGGAUCACGAGGUCGAGCUGGCGGUCGUCAUCGGGAAGAAGGCUCGAGACGUCGUCGAACUCACUGCUAUGGACUAUGUUGCUGGUAUAUUAAUUCGACUCCGAUAAUGUGCUCAACGCGCUAGAUUUUGGGCAUGGAUUUAUAUAUUCGUCGUGAUGAGGUGCUGCCAUAUACUAGGAAAUCGUUUCCCAUUUUCUUGUUUCCUGAGUUGUGGCUUCCUCUGUCUGUCAUUGGAUCGGCAAGAUACUUCACUCACGUGCGUUCCACAUUCCGUAGCAUGGCUAUAAUGUCUUAAUUCUACAUCCUGGACAAGCGAACGAUGAGUAUCCUUUCCAACGUCUUGUGAAGAAAUUCAUCCCGAGUGGGUUUAUGUCUGAAGAGCAUCUUCCUUCUCCAAAGCCCCUUCUUUCAGAUCCGCAUUUCGUUGUGAAGAAAAGAAGAAUUAUGCCUGAAGUUAGGUUAGAAUGGGGAAAGAAAGAGGAAGCUUGGGAAGAAAGGAAUAAGAAUCGUGGAUAUAGUAAAGGGUGAAGAAGAAACAUAACAAAAUGAAAAAGUUAGGAGCUAGUAGUAGAAACGAGGAUGAGUUCAUGGGAAAAUAUUUUUUCCAGCAGUACACUGAACAAGAGCCGGAAAUAAGAAGAUAAUGAAGAGAAAGAGUUGCUCAAGUUGAGAGAGAGGGAGAGCGCGGGAAAUAUGAAGAGGAAUCUAAGCUUAUUGAAUUGAUGCUAACGUCAGUUGAUAACGAUGAAAUCCAUAUGCAAGGGCUAUGGGUAAAAGGCAAGUGCUCCUUCAAGUGAAUAUCAUUUAGUUUGUUCUCCCCGCAAUGUUUGACAUUUACCAUGUAGGGGAAUUAGAAUGCAUCACAUUUCCGCGGGUUAUCUGCUUUUCUAGAUGUUUCCACCAUGCUCUAUAGAGAGGGAGAAAAAACAUGAUAAAUAAGAUCCAUGGAUGCACCCAGUACUGUUUAGUGUCUGUUGGUGGGGUUCAAUGUUAGUUGCCAAUCUGAGAACUACCUCUUUGUUCGUUUAAGUGAAAAGUGUAGAGCCAAAGUAAAAGAAAUUAUAAUUAUGCAUAUGUCUGAUCUCGUUUUUUUCUUUUGAAUCUGGGUUUUACUCGAUCCAAUUAAUGAUAUUCUGACUGUAGAGUGCUGAUCAGAAAGGAUACAAAAUAUCAAUAGAGAAGCCAGGAUUUUAUAGAAAGAGAAGUUUAGUUAUUUCCUUGAAGGGAACCUGAAAUACAAAGUCGAUCUCCUAAGAAAACAGCUCUCUUUCUCUCUUUCUCACUGCCACUCUCAAUAGCUCUCUCUGGUUUCAAUUUAGAUAGUAAAAUGAACGAUUUGAGAUAUCUCAUACUAGUAGAAUAGUACCAUCUUGGGAAAUAAAACUAUAAUUUUGUUGAAUAUUUAAUCCAUUCAUUAUAUUUUGAGCUGGACAGUCGAAUUUUCUUUGGUCGUAUCAAAGCUCCAUUGUCAACUCUAAGUUGUACACAGCUUUUCUGUUAUUCACAUAUUAGAAUCAAGAGUGUGUGGUGUUGAAAAAGGUUCAAUAUUGAGAAGGAUUUUAUUAAAUGCUAAGGUGAACACGAAAUGUUGACUCAUUGCCAGUUGCUUUUUAGAUGGCUAACCUAAUUCUUUAAGAAAUGUCCCCCCAAAGAAAGCAAUAAGGCAUCAUAGGUAAAGAAAAAUUUCCAUUGACCCACAUCGGUGUUUUGAGGUAUUGAGGGUAGGCUUUUGCCCAAUGUAAUUGGUUCUUCUUGUAUGUGUUAUCGAUUAUGAUCAAAUCCAUACAUGCCAUCAGUACCAUUUCAUCAGUUUUUGGGUAAAUGAGAAUAAUGUUCGUUGAUUCCAUCAGCUGCAUGAUUUUGUGCCUCUCAUUGAUAUUUCAAUGGAACAGACAGAAAGGCUUUGAAUGGGGGGCAUACUUCGGUGCCAAUCAGUAAUAGGGGCGUUGUGCGGUGCAACAUAUCCACCAUUAUGCAUUCUUUCCUAGAAUUGAGUUGACUUUAUUUUGGGACUAAAACACUUUCAUAUGUUCAUAUGAUCACCGAUGUUUAGUCAUCAGUUCACUCUUUCAACUACUAUUUGUGUUUAGCAUUCUUUGGAAUAUAGUCCAAUGAAAAGUUUAUACCACUUUUUAAAUCUUGCUGAUCAAAUUAUAAGAAAACAAAUAAAGAUUUCUCUACGGUCAUUUCAAUGAAUGCUGCAGGAUAUGCGCUUGCCCUCGAUAUGACUGCAAGGGAAAUCCAGUCUUCUGCAAAGGUUGGCCACUAAUCUUUUUUCUCCCUCCGUUAAAUAGUCAACCUUUUUCCUUUUCCGACUGUACAGAUUAUGAUCCUGAAUGGAAUGGUUGUGCAGUACCAUUUUAUUCUGUGUCGUUUCCUGUGAAAUGCGCUCAUCUCAUCCAUUGGUCUUGUUUGAUUUGCUUGAAGGGACAUCCCAUCUCAUAGGCAACAUAGGUUUGUUUGACUUUGCAAAUAUAGGGAGGGGAGAAAUAAUUUUUUUGGGUCGGAAUUUUUUUCAUUACUUGCGCGUGAAUUGAUAUUUUUUUUCUUCGUCAGGUUCUUUUAUAUUGAUUUUCAUAGGAAAAUAAAAUUCCAGUGCCAUGUUUUUCUAUGGUCUUGAGGAUUUAAUUUUUAUAUUAUUAAGGAUUUGAUCAUGAUUAUCCAUUAUGGCUUGGUAUUCUUGCCUUGAUUGCGCCAGGAAAGUCAACGCCAGGGAAUCCAGAGGGUAUCAGAGAGAGAGAGAGAGAGAGAGAUAGAGAGAGAGAGAGGUUAAAAUCGUUGUGAAUGACAGAUUAUUAUUUUUCCGUUGACAGUCAGCAGGGCUCCCGUGGACGAUAGCCAAAGGCCAGGACACCUUCACCCCCAUCAGCGCAGUCGUAAGAGCCCGUCAACGCCGUCCAUCAUCAUCGUAUGAAUAUUUAAUCGAUAACUAUAUAAAACCUUAUGGCACAUUAAAUAAUUCCAUCGCAGCUGCCGAAGUCGAUGGUUCCAGACCCGGACGACCUGGAGCUAUGGCUGAAGGUGAGUGCGUGAGUGAGUUAGUAUUCGUCCCCUUCGGGUCCACGUGUCAACUGCCACGUCACGGGGGGGGGUUCCAUCUCCAGGUGGACGAUGAAGUCAGACAGCGGGGCUCGACCAAAGAUAUGAUCUUCAAGAUCCCGUUCCUGGUCAGCCACAUCAGCUCCUUCAUGACCCUCUUCGAGGGUGACGUCAUCUUGACCGGUACGUAAUCUCACUCGCCUGGUAAUCGUUCUCCCUCCUCGCUGACGUGGGGUUCCGACGUGGCAGGGACUCCCCAGGGUGUGGGGCCUGUCAGAGUCGGGCAGAGGAUAUCCGCCGGGAUAACCGGCCUUGUGGACGUCCACUUCGACGUUGGGAGGCGCCAGACCAGGCACGUCGGGGUAUGA